Molecule: messenger RNA, 2663 nt
Organism: Carassius auratus (goldfish)
Lineage: Eukaryota; Metazoa; Chordata; Actinopteri; Cypriniformes; Cyprinidae
Product: probable G-protein coupled receptor 34
Exons: 2
Coding region: 1300-2283 (327 amino acids)
Biological process (GO): G protein-coupled receptor signaling pathway
Cellular component (GO): membrane
Molecular function (GO): G protein-coupled purinergic nucleotide receptor activity
Source: RefSeq, a predicted model, not a curated record
ACUGGUGCACAAAAGUUAGGUUUACCCAAAUUUCCGACCGCAUGGCAUUUUACAAGUUCACUAUUUUUUUUUUUUAUCACUGUCCAUAUAGGCAAUAUUGACUUGUAGCCUAAAUGAUUAACUAACAAUCUGGUCAAAAUACAAGUAUUUAUUUGAAGCACAAUUCUACUAGAAAGGUAACUUACUGAAAAAGAGUUGGUGCUUAAAGUGCUUCACUGAGCUGAAAAUAAACUUCUGAACAUAAAUAAAAUAAAAAUAACAUUUUAUUUAAAUGUUUUAAGGGCUUCAAACUGAACAUCUCAUGGCUCAUAUCCUCCAUUGCAGUAACAACCGUCAGACUCGGGCUGAAAUGCAGGGCUCUAAUGCCUGUUGUUGAACCAAAGGGAGUCGCAAAGACUUUUUUACACCCUCUAACGGCUAUUUUUAUUCAUUUAUUUUUUUCUCCAAUAAGAUAUUAGGUUGCAUGUGCGACCAAAUUGCUCGCACUCUAGAGCCCUGGUGUGUGUGUGUAGGUGUGUGUGUGUUUGUGUGUUCCCAUUUCAAUAAACAAUGAAGAAAUACUCCUCUUUAUCAAUUUGAUUUUAACUUAAACAUAAAAUCUAGAAACAAUAUUUCUGUCAGGUCCAUUAAGUCAAGAGAACACAGACAACAAGAAUAAAUUUAGAAUUUUAUUGAAUAGAUUGCAAACAGUUGAUAUUCCUGAAUUGAAAUUUGGCGGUAUGGCUCUGUAUGCUCUGUUCAGGGAGUCCUCUGACCUUUCAUGAGCACCAUGAAAUAGCAGAGAGUCAGAGGACAGCAGAAGCAGCAGCAGCCUGUGUGAGCAACUGAAUGUGCUUUAAAUAGGGCGCCUUGUUUGAGCUUUGGCCAUUGAGCAGCGAGGGGAGUUAACCAGCUGGAGCAGAUCAGCUGACAGGACAGUGUUAUUGAUAAAUAGCAUUAGCAGCGUCUUGACUACCUGGCCUGCCAGAACUGACGCUGACGCUCAAUUUAUUCAUUGUUUUAAUUGUUCAACUGCUCUCAUCUAUCAGUUUCAGUAAUCACGUGAUGUAAGGUGGUGUCGAAAUCCGGUUCUGACCCUUUAAAAGUGCCUGCACACUUUGUUUUAAUGCUAACUGGUGCACAGCUGUGCCUUGAGGUAAGCCUGAUUUUAGAUAACCUAAAAAAGGAAGAGCUUCUUCAAAAAGGAAGUUUGCAAAGACAGAGCUAAAUUGAGAUUAGACAGAGACAUUCAAAAAGAAACACAACAGAGAAGUACUCUGAAGGACAGAAGUCACAAGGUCUGAUAUAUAUACACAUACAAUGACAAAAAACAACACUCAAAUUGUCCCCAUUGCGUCGCUGAACACCACAUCAAAAAUUCCCCAACAAAACUGCCAGACGGACAACACCAGCUUGCAGGUCCUGCUGGCUAUUUUCUAUGCACUCUUCUUCCUGUUCGGGUUGUUUGGGAACCUGCUGGCUAUCUGGGUGUUUCUACGAGUACAUCAAAAGAAAAACUCUGUUCGCAUUUUCCUCAUCAACCUGGCUCUGGCUGACUUACUCCUUGUGAUCUGCCUGCCUUUCCGAGUGGUGUACCAUUCAAACAAUGAACGGUGGGUGCUGCCGCCAAUAUUGUGCACGAUGGUGGGCAUUAUCUUUUACAUGAACAUGUACAUGAGUAUAGUCUUACUAGGCUUCAUUAGUAUAGAUCGUUAUCUGAAGUUCAAGAAGUUGUCCUGUAGGCAGUCGUUCCUGGAUAGACGAUGGAGUCUGCUUCUCUGCGGUGUCAUCUGGGCUGUCGAUUUUGUUUGUGGCUUUUGCUUCACUGUCCAGAAUACAGAGCAAGUUGAAUCCCAACAGUGCUUUCAAUACAAAAAACUUUAUGAAUCCAAAUGGAAAGCCUAUUUAAACUUUGCCAUCGUGGGUAUAUUUUGGCUGGUCUAUGGAGCGUUGGUAAUCUCCUACGGAAGGAUCGGAAUUAACCUUCUAAGAGCCUCCAAAGAGAAACCAGAUUUCCCAAAUGCGGCCAAGUACAACAAAACAGCAUGGAAGUCCUUCUUUGUGCUCCUUCUCUUCACAAUAUGUUUUGUGCCCUACCACACUGUAAGGAUGUUCUACAUCAUGUCACAGAUAGCCAACACCUCUUGUGAGUGGAUAAGGGUGUUGGAUAAAACCAAUGAAGUUGUUCUGCUACUGUCUGUCUUUAACAGCUGUCUGGAUCCAGUCAUGUACUUUUUGUUCUGUAGUUCUAUUCGCAAAGUGACUCUGAAGAUAAUCUGUCAUAACAAAAUGCAAGAGGACUGAAGAAUUCUAGUGACACUCCACAAGAGCUGCAAAAUAUCAGUACAGUUGUGCCUAUGACAAACACACACACCAGAGACAGAUAAAGUGGGGCUAUGACUGCUCUUAAAAAAUAUAAACCAUGUCCAAAGGUAGAGGAAAGUUUAUUUUUAUUAUUUUUAUUAUUAUUAUGCAAGUAUAGAAUGUGACUAUAUUUACAUGUGCACAUCAAAGUCAAUGGAACGUUAAAGGAAAUGCACUAUUGUGUUGUGAACUGUGCUGAGUAUAUCUGUGCAUUUACUUUCGGUAAUCACUUUUUUAAAACUUUCAAUAAAAGUUACGUUCAUACAUUUUACAGAAUUAAAAAUAUUUACAUGCCCUUACUGCAUCAUGAACUAACAAAG